Drechmeria coniospora is the source of this 795-nucleotide messenger RNA. RefSeq lists its product as uncharacterized. The coding region runs from base 1 to 795 and encodes 264 amino acids. The record is from RefSeq and is a predicted model, not a curated record. Lineage: Eukaryota; Fungi; Ascomycota; Sordariomycetes; Hypocreales; Ophiocordycipitaceae. The transcript has a single exon.
AUGGCCAAGAACUCGCCGGGCCUGUCGUCUUCCUGGUGGGCUCAUCCAACGGCGACGCCGCCGAGGGCGUCCACUCCUGCGCGGCCGGCGCCGGCGCCGACCUCGUCCACGCCGACGUCGACGUCGACGUCGACGACCGCUGCCCCGCGGGCACUGGCCUUUGCGCGUUCCCAGGCGCUACACAGAUUCGAGCAAGCAUGCGGACGGCUUCGUUGGAAGUUCAUCGACCUCGAGAACUCGUACAAGCGAGCCAACGAUCCCGGGCAGUGGGAGUUUGGCACCGUCGACGCGGAACGCAACUUCAAAGUCGACUUCCACGAAUUUUACGUUUGGAUCGAGCAAGCCAUCGUGCUUUUGUUCAAGGUCUUCGGCACGACGGUCGAGCGGGACAGUAUCAACGCUGCGACGGACCAGAACAUGCGUAUCGGCGGCAAGUCGGCCGCCGCGCACGCGUACCACCACAACGUCCUCAAGACGCUCGACGACGAGACGCACCCGCUACACGCCACUCUCGGCCGUGGCGACGUAAACCAGGCGCUCUGGAAGGCUAAAGAGCUCCGUAACCGAUGGAAGGAUGCGGCAGAGGGCCGCGAGACUCCGCCGCUCAAGAUGUACCAUCUCAGCUGGAUCGUGACGGAAGUGAUGAAGGGGCUCGAGGAUGCGUACCAGGUGGCCUCGGCGAGGGUUAGUGAGGAACUUGCCGCGGCCGAGGUCGGCGUCACUGACCAGCAGCGGCGAGUAGCAGAACUAGACGAGUGGGAGUGGAUGGUUGAGCCGAUGGACUGGGAGGCGUGA